UGUUCUGCCUGUUUAGUGUCCAUGUUCACUAUGAGUCCUGGGAGACGCCACAGACUGGCUGCAGUGUGCCUGGCGCUUCUUGCUGCUGUUCUUCUGAUACUGAAUAUUGGCCUGAGGAUCCACUAUAACAAACUCACAGAUUCUCACCUCUCGCUCGAUGAUACCGAACGCAUCAGCAAAGAGCUGGUCGACCUCCAGGACACUUACAAGACUGCAGUGGAAACCAGGAAGGAUGCCAGGAAGCAGCUGGACAGCGAGAUGAGCCGUCAGACACAAACCAACUGGGAGCUUGAACACCAGACGAAACGAAGCAAUGACUAUAAAAGUCAGAUUGAAAAAGUUACAAAGGAAAUUGAAACCAUGAAAACACGCUUAUCAAUGCUUAGCGAUGGCUGCAAACACUGUCCUGCAGGAUGGAUUUUAAUGAACUCUGUAUGUUACUACUUCCCCUUGAAAUCAAAUGAAUUCAAAACAUGGAAGGAAUCCAGAGAUUUCUGUCAGCUGCAGGGAGGAGAUCUUAUAAUCAUAGACAGCCAAGAUGAAGAGAACUCAACAGUUAAUUACUUGAUAAAUCAUCAAGCUGCCCCGAGACAAACUCGUGACCUGGUCUGGGAGUCUCACCUUCCUCACCGUGUGAGACCUUGGAUGCCUCACAGAGACCCUGAGUUUCUAGAUUGGAUAAGCAGAAGAAUAAAUCAUCAAGAUACGCCUCAUCCCCCAAUGGGCUUCUGGAUCGGACUGAGAGACGUCCAUGAGGAAGGGACUUGGAAAUGGUGGGAUGGAACAUUACUUGCUGAAGGUGUUUGAAAACUUUGUCAUCGCCGGCGUGCUUUGUACCUCAGGCUCAUCAGAGACAAUCGUAUCCAGCAUUUUAUCAAACUGUUGUCUGCUACAGAGUUAAAAGUAUUGUACUAGUAGUAAUAUAGCAUCCACCAUCUCCUGCUUGCAUAUUUCUGAAAACAUUUUAGUGGUGUGGCAGCCAUGGGUUGAACCA
Oreochromis niloticus (Nile tilapia) is the source of this 994-nucleotide messenger RNA. Its product is annotated as asialoglycoprotein receptor 2-like. Lineage: Eukaryota; Metazoa; Chordata; Actinopteri; Cichliformes; Cichlidae. The transcript has 6 exons. Bases 22 to 807 code for a protein of 261 amino acids. The record is from RefSeq and is a predicted model, not a curated record.